Messenger RNA from Myiozetetes cayanensis, 701 nucleotides. Its product is annotated as E3 ubiquitin-protein ligase RNF4-like. The coding region runs from base 200 to 544 and encodes 114 amino acids. NCBI's taxonomy places the organism in Eukaryota, Metazoa, Chordata, Aves, Passeriformes, Tyrannidae. The record is from RefSeq and is a predicted model, not a curated record. The transcript has 4 exons.
UUCCAGAUAGGCAAUCUCUAAUAGCUCUACUUUCCUGAUAGGUUUGGAAGGACAUCAUUCUCUAGCCCUGAGAAAUCAGGACUCUGUAGCAUUGUGCUGCGUAAAUGAAUCUAAGGGAUCCGUCACUGUUGCUUCCCUGACAUUCCUUUUCUGGUGUUGUCCUGUCUACUUUUUUGGCGAUUUUAGAUCACAAAACACCAUGAGCACACGCUGGCGAAAGCGCCGUGGACAAGCUGUCAAUUCCAAACGAGCUCAGAAACGAAGCAAGCUGCUGGCUUCCAGUGCAGGUGGAACUUCAGAAGCCCAGCCAAUAGACCUUGAAGAAACUGGUACACUUUAUUUUGAGCUUGCUGUUGAAGAAAUCAUAGAUUUCACAGGUGAAUAUUCUGGGCUUGAAGUUGCCAAUAUAACUGGUGAUGAUUCUGUUGUGCAGUGGGAGCACAAUGAGAAGCACCCACUUGUUUCCGAAGCAGCAGAUGAAAUUCACCAGUGCUACCAGCGAGGGAUAAUGAAGAAGUACCAGCAAAUGAUGAUGACUGUGUAACAGAAAAAGUGUCUUUCUAAAUCUAAUUCUUGACACAUGGUUAAAACAGGUGUUUGCCAAGCUUUUGGGUUCCCCUUGAUUCUGUGAAAAAACUUCAGACCUGGAAUACAGUGGCCUGACUGAAAGAGAACUAAUUUUAAUUAAAAAAUAGAAUAAA